GAAGAGAUGACUUGACAAGGGCUGAAGUGUGAAAAUCAAAAUACUAAAAAGUGCAAGACUAUGGAUGGAAUAGUGAAGCUCGAGCGGAGAGCUCUUGGAGGGUUUGGAUUCAGUGUUAUUGGAGGUGUAGACACGCAUCUACCACCUAUGAUUUGCGCUGUAGUUCAAAAUGGAUCGGCCCAUCUCUCAGGCCGGGUUACUGCUGGGGAUGUUAUCCUUGAAGUUAAUGGCCGAUCUAUUACAAACUUUACAACAAGUGAAGUUGUGGAGUUUAUCAGGGAUUCUCCAGAUGAACUCACUUUACGUCUAAUGCAAGACAGUGGAGCAAAAGAAAGAGCUAAGCCUUAUUUAAGGACAUUUACCAUUGCCGACCCAAAAAUACCAUUAUACCAAGCGAAACUACAUAGAACAGCUUCUGCACCCAUUAAACCACACAAACGAUAUACCGACAGACGAGAAAAAUCUGCCCAGCAAAGGUCAGGAGAAAUUGUACGUCGAAAAACAACGACAAGUAAAGACCAUGAAGCUAGAGUUGUAGGACAGAAAACUUCACUUGGCAUGGAACAAGGCGCAGAUGGGAAUUACAUUCCCAAACCAGAGACUCCAAGCGAGCCUUAUAGGAUUAUGACWUACUUUCCUGUUGAUGGAAAAGCACCUAAAACAAUUGAAAAUUAUAAUUCUAAUAAUUACAAUGACCGUAUUCAAAGAAGGAGUUACCCAGARCAAGAUUCUCAGWGUUCUUCYRCAACUUUAUCACCAAAUGCAAGUGCRACAUCGCURCCRAAAAGUUGCCCUUCCUGCGGUGGAGGGAUGCUUGUUUCUAGCACUCCRGGUUUACAUGGGACUGGUUCKAAACAGSAACCAAUKGCUACAKCUUUACGAUGCCGUAAAUGCGGCAAGAACAUGAGCAUUAACGUUAGUAACAGUAGUUUACCAGAAAAGUCUCGAACAAAUCAAAAAAAUCACCAAACAUCUCACUUGAAACCUUCUAGUUCUUUACCUCCGAAUGUAAGUUURUCAACACAACCAAAUCAUAUUGUAAAUAGUGACUAUGCCAAUGAUCUUCGUAGUGGGACUUUGAAGGCUUCGUCAUCGGGUACAUUGACAGAAAGUGAUAUUCAUCUAGAGAAAGAAAAAGCAAGAGAAUUUGCAAUAAAACUUUAUAGAUUGAAUGGUUAUACUAAAGAUGAAGUGGCACCAGAGCUCAGUAAAAACACAAAUUUCAGCAAAAUGGUGGCCAAGGAAUAUCUAAAACUGUUUGACUUUAGCAAUAUGACUGUUGUGGUAGCUCUAAGAGAGUUUAUUAAGCGUGUUCUACUUGUCGGAGAGACGCAAGAACGAGAGAGAUUGCUUAUCCCAUUCUCUGAGAGAUAUUAUGAAUGYAAUACCCCAGAAUAUGGAACCUCUGAUGCAAUUCACACUCUGGUUUGUGCGACUUUACUGCUAAACACAGACUUACAUGCAGAGAAAAUAACCAGAAAGAUGACAUUUACAGAAUUCAAUGAUAAUUUAGCUGGUUUGUGUGACAACGGUGACUUUCCCAAAGAAUUGUUAAAGGCAGUCUACCAAGAUAUUAAACAAGCACCAUUGGAAUGGAGUGGAGAAAAGCCACCAGGUUCAGCACCAGGGACUCCUAAACCUUCCAGGAGUACUAAUGGCAUUAGAGCUGUACCAGGAAAUCCCUUUCUAGAGAUUCAAUGUGAUGCGAAUGACAAAGUUUACAAAGAAGGGUUGYUGUACAGAAAGGUCACCAUGGAGUCUGAAGGGAAGAAAAGUAAGCCAUGAAAAUUGUAUUAUUUGUCCUA
Messenger RNA from Exaiptasia diaphana, 1805 nucleotides. RefSeq names its product PH and SEC7 domain-containing protein 4. The transcript has 11 exons. The coding region runs from base 61 to 1785 and encodes 574 amino acids. Gene Ontology annotation, molecular function: protein binding; guanyl-nucleotide exchange factor activity. Gene Ontology annotation, biological process: regulation of ARF protein signal transduction. The record is from RefSeq and is a predicted model, not a curated record. Lineage: Eukaryota; Metazoa; Cnidaria; Anthozoa; Actiniaria; Aiptasiidae.